UGUUGCACAAAAGUAGAAUUAAGACAUCCGGGAUAAAUGACUCAGCUGAGCUCAAUGAAGCCAAAACAUGUGCGUCCAGGCUUAAUUGGUUGCACAAAGACCAAGCCAGGAUGAGCAGACACGGAUUCAUUAAGCCAGGUGAAACCAAUCCUGGAUAGGUGCGCGCUCACGGCUCACUCAAAUAGACCCCGCCACAGAUCACAGAUUAACUGAUUUACCAUGGCAACUAGAGCCGCGUACUUUUCCCCGUCGGAAGCACAAAUCCUCAUGGAGGCAUACGAGGAGGUAAAAGAUAUAAUUAAGAAGAAAGGCAACACCGCCACAGUGAUAAAGCAAAGAGAAAAAGCGUGGCAAAGUAUUGCAGACCGCCUGAAUGCGUAAGUAGUGCACAAUUACACACUCACCGCUCCGCUGAAACAUCACAAUUACAAUUCAAAUAUUUAAUUCACAUCUCCAAAAAUGCAGUUGUACUGUAAUUAUGAAACGGUUAAAUUUUUAAUUGAAAUGCACUGCAGAUAUGAGUGAAAUUGUGUAAAGUAACUCCAUCACACUGUAUAAAGCUAUGAUAAAUUUUUUGAUAUUUUUACUGAAAACAAGACAAAAAUACCAAGUAAUUUUUUGCAGUGUGACUCCAUUAAAUGUGUGUGUGUGUGUGUGUGUGUGUGUGUGUGUGUGUGUAGAUUAAACAUGAACGGGCCAAAACGGACAUGGCAGCAGGUCAAAAUCAAAUACAAGAACAUUCUGCAGAAUGCAGUGAAAAAGAAUACCCACAGACAAGGCACGGGUGGUGGGUCACCAAAGGCUGACCUUACCCCAGCAGAGGACAUGGCCUUGGAGCUAAAUAAAGGCAGGCCCGUCUUAGAGGGGAUCCCUGGGGGGAAAGAGACGAGCAUAGGUUCCUCCCAAGAUGCCACCCGCUUCAUUCAAGUGCCUGGCAGCACUGUGUUCCUGUUAGAGCCACCAGCACAAGCACCAGACGAUGCUGAUCCAGGUGAAGGCCCCAGUGCAGCAGCAACAGCACAUGAUGGAGACGAUGAUGAGGAGGAGACCAUCUCUCUGGAUUCCAGAAGGCAUGAGGACCCAGAUGCUAUACAGUGGGAAAACCAGCCUGGCAACAUAAGCUCACAAGCUAUCAGAAAGUUGUAUGGCAACCACCUCCGGCGCCAAAUAGAACUGGCAGACAUAGACAUUCAGUACAAGAAGAAAAAGAUGGAAAAUCUUGCACUGGAGUCCGAAAUAAAAAAGAGGACAAUUAGGAAACUGGACCUUGAAAUAAAAAAACUUGAGAGGGAGCUCCAAGAAGAUGACACAGCUCAAAAUAAAAAUUAGCAAUCAGUACAACCAAGUCAUCGUUAUAAGGCAUCGCCCUCUUUUGCCCACCCCCCAGCACCAGGUGUGGCCACUAGCCUAUAUGAAGGCCCAAAAUUGUGUGUUCCUUUCUGCUCUGACAAUGGCAUGCCCAUUCGUGCGAGAUGUGGUGGAUGAAGAAGCACUUGUGCUGAGGAGAGCCUUCAGGCGAGAAAGGGUCUUCAGGGACCGGUUGGACCCACUGGCCUUCCCUGAUGACCAUCUAUAUGAAAGAUACAGGUUUUCUGCAGAUGGCAUCAGGUAUCUAUGCAGACUACUGGGUCCCAGGAUUAAGCACCGCACUGCACGGAGCCAUGCACUGAGUGUGGAGCAAAUGGUUUGUGUGGCCUUGCGCUUUUUGCUAGUGGAGCCUUCCUGUACUCAGUGGGGGAUGCAGAACAGCUGAACAAGGCCACAAUUUGCCGCACAAUAAGGAGUGUGUGUCUGGCUAUCAAAGCAUUAGCAGAUGUCUUCAUCUCCUUCCCUGGCCACAGAAGACUCUGUGACAUCAAAGAGGAGUUCUAUAGGAUUGCAGAUGGUCUGCAAUGCUGACUGUGUGAUCAGCAAUGUUGUGGCAAAAUGGCCUGGCUCAGUCCAUGACUCCAGAAUCUUUCGGGCCUCUGAAAUCUAUCAGUGCCUAUCACAAGGUGAAUUCUCUGGUGUGUUGCUGGGAGACAGGGGUAUGGCUGCCAGCCUUUUCUCCUGACACCUUUCACAGACCCCCAGGAAGCACAGCAGGCCUACAACCAUGCCCAUGCCAGGACCAGGGCCAGAGUUGAAAUGACCUUUGGCCUCCUGAAGGCACGCUUUCACUGCCUUCACAAAUUAAGGGUCAGCCCUGUUAGGGCAUGUGAUAUUACUGUGGCUUGUGCUGUCCUCCACAAUGUGGCCUGCCUGAGGAAGGAGAGGGCCCCCAGAGUGCCACCAGCCAUGGACUGGGACAAUCCGGCAAUCUUCCCUGAUGACGACAGUGGUCGGCUGCUGAGGGACCAAUAUGUGUUGAAUUAUUUUAGUUAGUAUGUGUGCUUUCAAUUUUGGUUAAAUAUGUCCUGCGGUGGCAGAGGAAUUUGGGUUUUUUUGGGUUCGUUUUUUGACGAAUUUGGCCUCUUAUGAUGUUUGUGCGGUAUACUGUGUGUAAUACAAGGCUGCAGGGAGGCUACUGCAUCCAUUCAUUUGUCUGUUCAGUUGAUGUGUAUGGAUUUGUCCUGCAUUUAUUUUAGUGUGCAGACAUGCAGGGUGUGUUAUAUACAGACCUUUGAAUGUGUAUGUAUCAUUUUGUAUAAUAUGCUUGGAUUCUGUGCUUUCCAUCUUGUAGAGUCACUGUGACUUCAGUUUCGAAAGGAGCUGAUGGUUUACCUGCUUUGUUUUGUCCUUAUUCAAUAAAGGAACAUAAUGUUACACAUUGUGUUUUUAUAUUCA
Molecule: messenger RNA, 2766 nt
Organism: Oncorhynchus nerka (sockeye salmon)
Lineage: Eukaryota; Metazoa; Chordata; Actinopteri; Salmoniformes; Salmonidae
Exons: 10
Coding region: 688-1329 (213 amino acids)
Source: RefSeq, a predicted model, not a curated record